Molecule: messenger RNA, 4226 nt
Organism: Pelagomonas calceolata
Lineage: Eukaryota; Pelagophyceae; Pelagomonadales; Pelagomonadaceae
Source: the annotation of a GenBank genome assembly
CGCAACGCGAAGGGCAGCGCAAACAGCCUUCGCGGCGGACGCGUCACGCGAAAGACGAGAUCAACAGCGCCCUCUCGCGUCGCACCGCGACGGGCUGCACCAAAAAGCUCGAGCCGUAACGGCCCGGCUGCCCCAGAGGAGCGCCCUCGGGCAGCAGCCCAAGCGCCGCCGGUGCCACGACACCCGAGGCGGCCGCAAGGGAGAACGCGACGAUGCAAGCGCAACGCAACUACCAGAACCAGCAGGGCGGCACGUCCAUGGCCGGGCUGCUGGGGAGGCCGCGCGUGCCGCCCGCCGAGGCGUUCCAGGCGUUUCGGGAGAGCGAAGGCCUGCCCCCGGUCCGGGGCGCGACGCCGCGAGAAGAGGACCGGACGCCGACGCCCGAGCCACCCGAGGACGACCAGCCCGAGGCGCCGCCCCAAACGGAAGAGUUACAACUCGUGACGCAGCAGCCUCUGCUGGACCCGGAGUCGCCUUACUUACUUGAGCUGAAAAGGACGGAGCUCGAAUUGGAGGUGCAAAGACGAACACUCAGAGAAGUGCAAGCAGAAGUGAAGUUGCUGAGGGAAGCUAGGCAGCUGGAAGCUAGAAAUGAAGCGCCAACAACGCAAGCUGUCUUACAAGUCGCCGCGAGGCAGGCCGAAGACGAGCGGACCAUCGAGGGCUACGGCCAUUUACUCAAGACGCUGAAUACGCGUUUAAAACAGUUAGAACAACGGACCGAGGGUACGAUCGAGCACGGCGCGCAACGACUCGAGUUAGUCGAAAAGCGUCUCGGCAACGUGCAUGAUGUGGACGCUUUAUUACAAAACCAGCGCAAGACCAUGUACGACCAAUCGAAUACUGCAUCGAUAGUUGAGUUGCAGCGGGACGAGGUCGACAAGGUGGCUACGGAGUUGGUAGAUGUGCGGAGCGAAGCCACGAAAGCUGUUUCUCGUGUCCAAUUAGUGCGGGAGCUCGGGGAAGAAAGGAUCAAGAACGUCGAGAGUCGCCUAGAAUUUGCGCAAGAUAUAGCUCUGAGAAAAGUACAUGAUGAAGCACUAGCUAGACGAGCCCAACUCAACGACGUCGAGAAGCAGGCGCUGGUGCUGGCCGAGGCCGUCGAAGAUCGCGGGCGCACGCGAACGGAGCGCGUCAUGGGCGAGGUCGUUUCCACCAAGGCCGAGGUCGCAAAGGAGGUCGAGGACCGACGGCAGGCCGUCCAGGAGUGUCUCAAUGACCUGGAGGGGAAGUGGAAAGCACUUGGUGAAAUAAGGGAGUCCGAUCUGAUUACAAGAGCCGACGAGGCCGAGGCCUUGAGGACGGCCGUGGCUCUAGCUCAUAGGACGACCGUGGAACGCGUCAACGACCUGUCUAUCGAGGUAGAAAAAGCUACCAUCAGUUUCGAGGCCGCCACCACAAGAGCACUAGCGAGGUGUUCGCGACGCAUGGCGUCCAAUGAGAAGAGGUAUGGGGAGAAGUUUGCUGAAUUAGAACAAGUUCUCUCUGCAGAAAUCGCCGCUCGUCGAAGUGGAGCUCAAAAACUGGCGGGACGGCAGAUGGCCGCCGAAGAUGCGCAGCGCCAGGAUUUGCUCGAGGUGUCGUCUCGCUUAGGGAAACAAUUGACCGAUAUGGUCGACGACGUGGCCGACGCCACGAGAGAAAUGCGCGAGACGGCUCUUCGAGUUGCUCAAGGGUUAUCUGACUUAAGGAAGGACAUGCAUAAACUAGAUCACCGACGGGCGCAGCACGUGCGCGACUGCAUGAACGCGCAGGCGGCGGUGCGGACGGCGGAGCGGGCGGACGAUUAUUGGAGGUUCCAGUUGCUGGCGAAACGGGUCUCGUACCUCGAACACACGGCGUUACCUGCUUUAGAUGCCAAGCACGAAGCUCGUAGCAACGAGGUGCGAGCGGAGGCCGAGGCGUGGUAUCAUAGCUCUGUAUCGCAAGCCAAGGAGAUGGGUCAACAAUUACAAGAUAAUCUGGAUGACGCGGUGCGUAACGCGUCGGAGGCGCUGUGGUCGUCGGAGGCGUCUAGCUUCGCGUCGUUGGCUGCUCUAGAUGAACGAUCACGCGAUGCUUUAAGUGAUGCGCGCGCGACGCUAGAAGCGACCAUCGCCAGCGAAGCUCAAUACGCCGCGCGCAUGACGCGCAACGCCUGGGACGCCGCCUCGUCGGCGACGUCCGCGUUGGCCGCCGGCACGCGCGCGCUGUUCCACGAAGUUACGAGUUCUGUAUCACUACUCGACGUGCGCGAGGCGAACGACGUGAGAGAUGUUAGGGAUGAGAUCGGCGACUGCUACGCGCGGGCCGUGGAGACGGCCACGCAACUCACGACUGAUGAAUCCACGAGACGUCAGGACCACGUCGCGCUGACCAAGAAGAACCUGGCCGAGACGCAGAACGCGAUCGCGGCUGCCCAAGCGGCCAUCGCCGACGCGCGCGCCGCGGACCUCGAGAGGAAUUUGGUGGAGGCGCGCGAGGCCUACGCGAACGAUGCCGUGGCCGAGGGGCGGGCGGCGAGAGCCGCAGCUAGGGCGUUGGUCGAGGCCGAGGGUCGCGAGCGGCGCGUCGCCGACGAGGACUACGCGGAGCAGCUCCGUGAGUUGAUCGCGGAGACGAAGGGCCAGCUCCAGGCGGCGGCCGAGGCGCUGGUGGAGCAGGCGCGGCGGGAUGCCGAUGAUAAGGUUUCCAAGGAGGCUGGCAACCGGGACGCCCUGGCGCGAGGCUUGCGGCUAGAAGCUGAAGAAAGACAGCGGGCGCUGGCGAGGAGGACUGGUGCCGCUUCAGUAAUAGAUGAUUUGGUCGACCGCGUCGCGGACCAGGCGCAGAUGGCGCGCGACGCGACGCAGGACGACGAAUUGGCCGCGUGUGAAGCUAGGUCGAAGAAGCGCUUCGAGCUCUCGGCGAAGGCGCUCAAGGCCGAGGCCGCGUAUCGCGCCGUCCAAGAGGACGACAUUCGAAGACGGUUCACGUCGUCGGCGGCUUUGGAUGCCGUCGUGCACCGCAUCGCGGACAACGAGGCCGCGGCGCGGAACGCGCGCAUGGGCCGCGAGGUCCAGCGCGUGGCCGCCGAGAGCGAGGCGCGCGACCAAGGUUUGGCCGCGGCAUUAGCUGUUGAGCGCGACGAUAGGGAAAGGCAAUUCGCGGACGCGGAACGCGCGCGUCUCGUGAGUCGCUCGCUGCGGCGGGCGCAGAACGAGGUCCACGACAAGGAGGUCAGGCAGUCGUUCGAGGAGCUCGGUGAGCGGUUGGACACGAACGUCACGUUUUUGGGUGAUCGGUUGGAUGCUGCGGAAGAGGCUAGGGAGGAGGGCGACAACGAGCUCGGGGAGCGCUUGGACACCGAGGCCGAGGAGCGGCGCGACGCCGUGAACGACCUCAGCGAAAAAGCUCAAUCAGCGAUGCGCGCCGGCUUCUCGGACGUGGCGACAGAUAUCCAUCGGGUCGAGUCGUCGCUGCGGGCGUCGAUCGCGUCCUCGCGGUCCGAGUCGGCGCUGGCACGAGGAAGCGCCUCCUCGAGGGCCUCGCACCGGUCCGCGGCCCUCGCGCGGUAUUCCCUGGACACGGUGUCCGCGCGCGAGACGGCCGACGUCGCGACGAAGUCCGCGCUCGACGCUGCGAAGAAGGAGGCUUCGGAUCGGGCGGAUGAGUUGGCCGAGGAGAUGCAGGCAGGCAUGGACAAGGUCCGUACCGAGGUUGAUGAGAACGUCAAGGAUCUGAUGGAAGGCCAGGGGACGCUCGAGGACGCGCUCCUAGAGAAGCUCAAGGCAAAUACAGAAGCGGACGAAAAGCGGCAAGAAGAAUUGGAGGAAAGGAUUGAAAAAGCCGUCGAUGAGCUCGAGGUGGCCAACGAGAAGCGAGCGACCGAAAUGGAAGGGGCACGAGAAGCGCUGGCUAACGAGCUGACGGAGCGGAUCGCGGCCGAAGUGACGGCGCGCGGCGAGGCGCUGUCGGAGCUGUCAUCGGCAGUCGACGGCGUCAAGACGUCCAUCACUGAAGUGAAGGAUGAGCUCACUGACAAGAUCGACGACGAGACGUCGAACCGCAACCAGACCUUGGAUGCUGUGCGGAACGCGGCCCAGAGCUCGCAGAAGGCGGCCGCGGAAGCCCAGGCGGGCGUGGACUCGUUACGCAAGGACCUCGACUCGAAGGUGAAAGAUUUGGAAGGGAAGAUCCCCAAGGCGGCGCCGGCGGCGCCCGCGGCGCCGGCCGCCGACGCGCCGGAGAGCUCGCCAGGCGACUAA